Messenger RNA from Lodderomyces elongisporus, 1359 nucleotides. RefSeq names its product coenzyme A transporter (gene LEU5). Gene Ontology annotation, cellular component: mitochondrial inner membrane. Gene Ontology annotation, biological process: mitochondrial coenzyme A transmembrane transport. The record is from RefSeq and is a predicted model, not a curated record. Bases 1 to 1359 code for a protein of 452 amino acids. NCBI's taxonomy places the organism in Eukaryota, Fungi, Ascomycota, Pichiomycetes, Serinales, Debaryomycetaceae. Gene Ontology annotation, molecular function: coenzyme A transmembrane transporter activity. The transcript has a single exon.
AUGUCUACUUCAAAUACAGGGAAUGUGCUAGUUUCAAUACCAACCUCAAGAAUGCCAACACCAUCACCACCACCACCACCAUCACCCUCAUCAUAUUCUUCCACCACCACCUCCUCCUCCUCCUCUUCGUCAUCAUUUCCACUGGAGGCUUCCCACGGAGAUAAUACCAACACCAGCUCUACUACAGCUUCAACCACAGCAGAAUACAAUAUCAGCCACCAAACAAUACCUCAUCCGGGCUACUACUCAAACGACCAGUCUACUCCGAUAGAAAGUAUUAAAGUCAUAGACAAACAAAGUCUACAAUAUGUCAUUUUACUGGGGAUAGCAGGCGGAGUUGCCGGCUCUUGUGCAAAGACGCUAGUUGCCCCCUUGGACCGAAUAAAGAUUCUUUUCCAAACAUCAAACCCUGAAUUUAUCAAAUAUAGAGGCACUUUUCGCGGUCUUAUAGACGCAGGCAAAAGGAUAUGGAAGAGCGAUGGUGUAUGGGGACUAUACCAAGGUCAUUCGAUUACAUUAUUACGUAUAUUCCCAUACGCAGCGAUCAAGUUUGUUGCAUACGAGCAAAUAAGACAGAUUCUCAUUCCAAAUGACUUGUACGAGACGGCCGGAAGAAGAUUUAUGUCGGGUUCCUUAUCUGGUUUAGCGUCUGUGUUUUUAACAUAUCCUUUAGAUUUGAUUCGAGUGAGAUUGGCGUACGAGACAAGGAACCUUCUGCACCCCAGAGCACACCUGGGUCACUCACAAUUUUCAAAGCACCACAAGGGUAGAAUAUAUGAUACCAUUAAACUCAUUUUCAACGAAAACCCGCCUAUUAGGUCUAAUGAUCCCGAAUGGUAUAGAGUUACAAGACACAUCUUGCCUCGAGGCAUUCAGAAAAUCAGUAACUUUUAUCGAGGUUUUGCACCGACAAUAAUGGGGAUGAUCCCGUAUGCUGGUGUGAGCUUUUACACACAUGAUUUAUUGCACGAUAUCUUGAGAUCAAAAUGGUUGAGUAAAUAUACAGUGCAACCAAAGUCGAAAAAAAGUAGUGAAGAUAUAUACAAAAAGACAAAGUCUACUAGAGAAUCGAGAGCGCCGCUCAAGGCAUAUGCUCAGUUGGCUGCUGGUGGCUUGGCCGGAUUAUGUUCACAAACUGCAGCAUACCCAUUUGAAGUUAUUAGGAGAAGGAUGCAGGUUGGCGGUGCAGUGAAUGGUGGCAAUUUUCUUAGCUUUAGAAAGACAGCACUGUUGAUAUACAAAGAGAGUGGAUUCCGUGGCUUCUUUGUUGGAUUGAGUAUCGGAUACAUGAAGGUGGUGCCCAUGGUUGCAUGUUCCUUUUUUGUUUAUGAGCGUAUGAAAAAGUUCUUGGGAAUUUAA